AUGGUUAAAAGAACUUUAGGAUUAGGUAAUCUUGCAAAGGUAAAGAAGCAGAAGUUGAAGGAGGAAAAAAGAGCUGCUGCUGCUGCUGCUUCGAAAGAGGAAGAAAAAGAAGUAGAGGAUAACGAUGCAAAUCAAUUGAGUGUUGCACUUCCAGAGGAAGUGGAUGCAAAUGAUGAAAUAGCUCAGCUUAAGGGACUUUUCAAAACUUAUAUUAAUUCAGAGCGAGACGAUGAGUUGAUAUUGAACGGAAUAAUACAUGAGUGUGAUAGACUUUUGCGUAAACAGGAUGAGGAAAAAGAUGACAAGAAUAAAAAUGCAUUAGGACCAGAUUUUUAUAAAAUUUAUGCCAUUGCUCUAAGUGAAUUGGCCAAUUUCCACACGGACGAUAUCAAACAAGUUGGGGAAUUUUUUGAAGCAGGUAUCGAGAGAGUUGAAGACGGAUUGGCAAAACAUCCAGAUAAUAUAGACUUGCAAUUUACAUUAGCUAAAAUUUCCAUCAAUCAAAUCGUGUUGCAGUAUAUUUCGCAGUUAAGCUUGGAAAGUAAACUUGAGGGUAAUGAUAUCAAACGUAAGCUUGAUAAGGCAUUGCAAGUUUAUGAAUCGGCUGAAGCAAAAGCAAAAGAAUCAAAUAACUUUGAGGCGUUUGGCAAUGAGGAGUAUUUUGAUAUCUUGGAAGCGGUAGAUGAUUUAUUGGACAUUGUUGACAAUUUUGGUAAAGAUGUAGAGGACGAAGAGGAUGAAAAGAAAUCAAAGGAAGUUACAGAAGAAACAGAAGAAGAUGAUGAGGAGGAGGAGGAGAAGGAGGAGAAGAAAGAAGAAGAAGAUGAUGAUGAUGAGGAGGAAGUUGAACUUGCAGAAACACACCCUCUUUAUGCCAUCAAGAAUACUGAUGAGUAUAAUCAAUGGUGGAGAGACCAUACUAUUACAUACUUGGAGAAUUUAGAUAAAUUGGCUACACCUUCCCCAACUUUGCGCAAACAAUUAAACCACCGCUUAGGACAGUCCUAUUUGAAAGAAGCAGAAAUCCCAUGUAACGUAUACACAACCUUGAAAUACGACGAAGAUUAUCAAGGUAUUGAGGAAUUGCAAGGGUUGACUUUAAAAGAGUCUAAGAAAAUUGCUCAGGAUUUGAUGCACACGGCUUUGGAAUAUCUCAAGCAAGCAGAGAACAAAGAGGAACCUGAAAGUUGGGUCGAUAUAGCUGAGGCAAUGAUUUCCUUGGCCAAUUUAUACGAUUUGGAGAGUGAAGAACAAGAGCUGCUUUAUAAAGAUGCUGAAAAAUUGUUGAACAAAGCUAAUAAUGCUACAAAUGGGAAGUACCAAGAUGUAUUGGAUAAUUUUUUGCAAUAA
Messenger RNA from Lodderomyces oxycetoniae, 1350 nucleotides. RefSeq lists its product as uncharacterized. The record is from RefSeq and is a predicted model, not a curated record. The coding region runs from base 1 to 1350 and encodes 449 amino acids. Gene Ontology annotation, molecular function: protein binding. Lineage: Eukaryota; Fungi; Ascomycota; Pichiomycetes; Serinales; Debaryomycetaceae. Gene Ontology annotation, biological process: positive regulation of SREBP signaling pathway. Gene Ontology annotation, cellular component: nucleus. The transcript has a single exon.